AUGUGGUGUCAUAAUGGCGUCUUUUGUCCACAGUCGCUGCAGAGCGCGGCGCGGAGGGCGGGCACCUCAUGCGCUAACUGCAAGACCACCACCACCACGCUGUGGCGACGCAACCAGAACGGAGAACCAGUAUGCAACGCCUGCGGCCUCUACUACAAGCUGCACAACGUGAACCGACCACUCACGAUGAAGAAAGAGGGUAUACAGACAAGGAACCGCAAGUUGAGCAGUAAAAGCAAAAAGAAGAAGGGCGGCAUGGGGAUGGGGGGAGGUGGUGCGUGCGCACUCGCCCUGGGUGGCGUCAUGGGUGACAUGAUCAAGCCCCUGGGGGACGCCACCAAAGGAUUUGGAGGCUCGGCGUUCCCCUCUGCCAUGGACUUUGGUCAACACCAAGUGGGUCUGGUGCACCCUGCCGCGGCUCAUAUGUCGCACUGGUACGGGGCCCCACACCAGGGCUUCGCCCCUCCUCCUGCCUCCCACAAUCCGUACCACCACCACCAUCUCGCGCAACUCAACUCCAUGACUGGCUGGAGGAGUGAGUACACG
Molecule: messenger RNA, 546 nt
Organism: Iphiclides podalirius (scarce swallowtail)
Lineage: Eukaryota; Metazoa; Arthropoda; Insecta; Lepidoptera; Papilionidae
Source: the annotation of a GenBank genome assembly